Molecule: messenger RNA, 1974 nt
Organism: Rhododendron vialii
Lineage: Eukaryota; Viridiplantae; Streptophyta; Magnoliopsida; Ericales; Ericaceae
Product: cytochrome P450 78A7
Exons: 2
Coding region: 148-1752 (534 amino acids)
Molecular function (GO): heme binding; iron ion binding; monooxygenase activity
Source: RefSeq, a predicted model, not a curated record
UCCGCACCUUCUUUGCAUCCCCUCACCUCUCCCUCUCCCUCAAAACUCCCUACCUUCCCUCUCUCGCUCUCCCUUCCCUCGCUCUUUCUCAGAAAAAGCUCUCUCUCUCUCUCUCUCUCUCUCUCUCUCUCUCUCUCUCUCUCCAGAAUGGAUUUGGGUUACGUCUCAAAGGACACAAACUGGUGGGUUUUCACACUACCAGCAUUCCUCGGCUCCAAAACCAUACUCGACCCCUACACCAUCCUCUCUCUCCUCACAUCCUUCCUCUGCCUCUCUCUCCUCACCUGGGCCUUCGCCGCCGGGGGCACAGCCUGGAAAAACGGCCGCAACAAAAAAGGCCCCACCGCGAUCCCCGGGCCCCGCGGCCUCCCCAUCUUCGGCAGCCUCUUCACUCUCUCCCGCGGUUUGGCUCACCGCUCUCUGGCUUCCAUGGCUCGAAGCCGUGACGCCACCCAGCUCAUGGCUUUCUCCCUCGGCUCGACCCCAGCCGUCGUCGCCUCCGACCCCAGCACGGCUCGCGAGAUCCUGAUCUCGCCUUCCUUCGCCGACCGCCCCAUCAAGCAGUCGGCCAAGAGCCUCAUGUUCAGCCGAGCCAUCGGCUUCGCCCCGAACGGGACCUACUGGCGCCUCCUCCGGCGAAUCGCUUCCUCCCACCUCUUCUCGCCCCGGCGCAUCUUAGCGCACGAGCCCGGGCGCCAGCAAGACUGCGCCGUGAUGCUGCGCAACGUAGCGACCGAGCAAGCGCUCAACGGCGCCGUCAGUUUACGGAAGCACUUGCAGUUUGCGGCGCUGAACAACGUCAUGGGGAGCGUCUUCGGCAAGCGUUACGACCCGGUGGAUGAUAGCGGCGAGCUCGAGGAGGUGAGGGAUAUGGUGAGGGAAGGGUUCGAGCUGCUGGGUGCGUUUAACUGGUCGGAUUACGUGCCGUGGCUACGCUAUUUCUGCGACCCGUAUCGCGUGGUGGAACGGUGCGAGGCUUUGGUGCCUCGAGUCAGGAAACUCGUCCGAGUCAUCAUCGAGGAGCACAGACUCAGUGGGUCGAGGAAGGUUUCUGAUAAUGAUGAUUUUGUGGAUGUUUUGCUCUCUCUUGAGGGUGACGAGAAGUUGCACGAAGAUGACAUGGUCGCUGUCUUAUGGGAAAUGAUUUUCCGAGGAACCGAUACGACAGCGUUGUUGACCGAGUGGGUCAUGGCCGAGUUGGUGUUACAUCAGGAAAUUCAAACCAAGCUUCGUGAAGAGCUAAAAUCCGCUGUGACCAAGAACACUCUAACCGACGCAGACGUGGCCAAACUCUCCUACCUCCAGGCCGUGAUUAAGGAAACCCUCAGGGUCCACCCACCCGGCCCACUUCUCUCGUGGGCCCGGCUGUCCACGUCGGACGUCCAGCUCAGCAACGGCAUGGUCAUUCCCGCCAACACGACCGCCAUGGUCAACAUGUGGGCCAUCGCUCACGACCCGUGCGUGUGGGCAGACCCGCAUGCUUUCAGGCCGGAGAGGUUUUCGGAGGGUGCCGACGUGGACGUCAGGGGUGGUGACUUGAGGCUGGCCCCGUUCGGGGCGGGACGUCGGGUUUGCCCGGGUAAGAACCUUGGGCUGGUGACGGUGGGUCUCUGGGUGGCCAAGUUGGUCCACCACUUCGAGUGGGUCCCGGACGAGACCAGCCCCGUGGACCUGGGUGAGGUUUUGAAGCUGUCUUGCGAAAUGAAGCAACCCUUGUCUGCUGUGGCCGUGGCAAGGAAUGUCUUGUGUUAGGGGGUUUUUGUUUGUUUGACCAAGGGGAAAAAGCUACUUGUUGGUUUUUCUUUUUAAGGUUUAGGAUUUGACAUGUUUGUAUUAAGUAUUUGGUUGAAUUGUUUUGGUUUUCUUGGACCUGAAGUAAAUUGGCUUGGCACGUGUUUUGGCUUGUAAAUUAAAUAGUAGUACCAAGUCAAAUGGUUUGAUGGGGUUUAAUGAAUUAUACUAGUAGCUCGAUAA